Messenger RNA from Carassius carassius (crucian carp), 2165 nucleotides. RefSeq names its product male-specific lethal 1 homolog. The transcript has 9 exons. Bases 216 to 1736 code for a protein of 506 amino acids. The record is from RefSeq and is a predicted model, not a curated record. Gene Ontology annotation, cellular component: MSL complex. Lineage: Eukaryota; Metazoa; Chordata; Actinopteri; Cypriniformes; Cyprinidae.
GCACAUACUGUCCGAAAGACCCCGACUCUGAAUGUAAACACGUCCUGACGUGACGCAUGCGCACUGAGUCAAACGCAGUCGUAUGUUGGGGACAUUGUGCAGAUUCAAGCCUGAAAUGGGGGACAAACAGCAAUAAAAGUAAAGUCUGCAGACACACCCUGUUGAUAUCAACUCUAUAAGAGCCAUGGUUCAUGGGGUAGAGGUUUUUCUUCGCCAUGAAUAUGCGACCCGAAUGCUUUUCUAAAGUGGGAUUGUACUCAAAUAUCUGUGACUUAAGUUCAUCUCAAACACGACACCCAGUUAGUGUCCGAAGAGAGAUUGGAAUUUCUCUUGGUGACACUCAAGACAGGACCAGACAACAUCUGAUCUUGGACAAGACUGGGAAAGCCAAGCGGACUUCACUGCCUUUAAAGCCUGGAAGAGAGUUGGCUGUCGCUUCAGAGGCUGGCUCUGUGGGCACAGAAACACUGUCAUCUCAAGCUAAACAAAUGGGGGGUGAAGGCACCCCUGUAAAAAGUAAAACUCCUCUUGGACAGACCAACGCCAUUGAUAACAAGCCAGAGUUUGUAUCCAUGAAUUCACAUAGUAAUUCUAGAGACCCUGUGGGUGAGAAAAGCACCAAAGGGUUAGAGACUAUGGGGGUGUCUAAUGAACACUCGGAGGGCAAAAGGACAAAUAUGAGGAAGAUCACUAGUCAUCCUCAUGCACAAGCCACUUGCCUUAAGCAACUGCUUUUGCUUCAGCUGGACUUGAUAGAGCAACAACAGCAACAGCUGCAGACAAAAGACAAGGAAAUAGAUGAACUCAAAUCAGACAGAGACACGUUGCUUGCCCGUAUUGAGCGGAUGGAGCGCCGUUUGCAGUUGUUAAGUAAGGAACCUCGUGACAAGAGGCUCUUCCAGCCACUGGAGAGAUGGGUUCCUGACACGGAUGACUUUUGGGAAUCAGAUUUGGCCCACAGCCCACAAACUCAGGCCAAGUCAAGUGGAAAAGUGCAAAAGAGGAAGUUAAGUUUGUUAGACACAAAGAUGCAGAGGUCAAGAGGGAAGUCCUCUAGAGUGACCCCCCAAAAACUAGAGACAGGAGGGACAUCACCAUGUCAGCGUGAGCUGCGAAACAAGGAGACCCCGGAGAAGACGAAUGUUGCGAAAUCAUCCGGACAGACGGACCAGCAACCUGAGGGAGAAGACAGCAAAGAAACAGAGGAUCUUCCGUACAUGACAACGGAUGAGAUGUACCUAUGCUGCUGGCAGCAGCCUCCAGCCUCUCCUUUACGGGACGAGCCUCCAAAGAAAGAGGAUGAUGUUACAAUCCCAUCAUGGAGGGAAAACAUCAUGGAACCCCUUCAGGAGGAGGAUGCUGUUGACAUCCCAGAAAAUCUUGAUGACAGUGUUUUUCUGAAGCGGCACGCAAAGUUAGAACUGGAUGAGAAGAGACGGAAAAGAUGGGACAUUCAGAGAAUACGUGAACAGCGUAUGCUUCAAAGAUUGCAGCAGCGCAUGGAGAAGAAAAAGACAAAUGUUCAGGAGAACGAGCCAGAAGUGUCUUCGUUUUAUCCUAAUGUGGAUAAUGUGGAGGCUAUCAUGGUAACUCCCUUUCUGCCAGUAGUGGCAUUUGGUCGGCCUUUGCCCAAUUUGCCUCCACAGAAUUUUGAGCUGCCCUGGCUUGAUGAAAGAAGUCGAUGUCGCAUUGAAAACCAAAAGAAACAAACUCCCCACAGGACCUGUCGGAAAUGAGUCACAAACAGGUCCUGGGCACCAAACAGAGGAGCGUUCUUUCAUGGGGUUAAAGGAAGUAAAGCAGAGUUUGUUCAGUCAGGGAACAGAAUAUUAACCCAUCAUUAUGGUUUUGAGUCUGCCUGCACAGAGAAAGUUUAGGUGAGAAGAAAAUGGCAGCAUAUUACAUCUGUAUCCAUUUUAUUGUGCCCUGAUAAUAAAGCACCAACUGCCCAGCAAACUGCUAUUUCAGUUCCCUCACAAUCAAUGCGUGGCCUUGAUUUAAUCCUUUACUUGUAGUCCUGAGGCUAAAUGAUAUUGAUUAUUGCAGGCUCCACCACAAAUACUGUUUUAAUGUGCACUAAUCUGUAGUUAUGGAGUAUUGCUGCACAUUUGCAUGUGAUGCCUCAAUAUUUGUGUUGAGAAUGACUUUAAAGAGCUGGUUUUGUU